Candidula unifasciata is the source of this 1074-nucleotide messenger RNA. Lineage: Eukaryota; Metazoa; Mollusca; Gastropoda; Stylommatophora; Geomitridae. The record is from the annotation of a GenBank genome assembly.
GAGCCUAUGUCGAGGGUUCUGCAGCAGCUCAAGACAUCACUCCUCUGGAAGGAUCAUCAGUUGAUGUCGUCAAAGACACGAUUCCUCCUGCCGAAGGAGUGGAUGUUGAUGAAUAUGAAGAACUCCUACCAGACGGCACCGUACACUAUACUCGCAGAGUCCGCAGUCACUCUUUCAAAAAGGUUGAAAAAGAUCUUCACAUCAAAGAUCGAGAUCAGGGACAUGUAGAAGAAGCACUGCUUGUGCCGGAGUUCGAUAAGGAAGAUGUUGUGGAAACGUUUGACGAACCUCCUCGUGUGGUCAGAGAAACAGAGAAUGUUGAGCAGAUUCUGGAAGAUGGGUCCAGAGUUCAGAGAAAGGUCAUCUACAGUAGAAUGGUCCAUCACACGCGGACUCAUGAGGAGACCUUUGACCCCGCCCAGGGGCGACAGUCUGAGGAUUUUGAAAUUUCUGAGGUUGUACCUGGCACGAUGUCUGCUUUUGUGGAAGGAAGUGACUCAGAUGAAUCUGAUUACUAUGAUGACGAGGAGGAGCAGGAUGAGGAGCAAGUUGAGGGUCGGGAUGUUCGAGAUAUGGAGGAGAGCACCCAGGUCAUGGAUGACGGAACUGUAGUUACAAAUAGGUUGAUGGUGGCUAACCUGACCAGAAAGUCCAGAUCUAGAUCGGGGUCGAUAGAAGAGAUCCAAGAGCAUUCCAGGAUAGAGGAGGAGUGUGUCACGCCGAGGUCUCGGUCUCCCGUUGGAGAAAUCAGUUACGACUUAACUGGGAAGCAGGCUGUGAGCACGUCCAAAAAGACAGCCCAUGUGGAGGUUACACUUCAGCAAGACACUGAAGAGAGGUCUUGGGAGGUGGUCGAGGACGAGUACAAGAGGGCAGCUCUGGAUGUCCCCAAGCAUGACCAGGACAGAGAUGAGAGCGGUGAUGUGUUCUCUGAUGUAGGGGAGGCCCAUUCUUUGAGCCACGACACGGAGGAUGAACUCUCAGGCCUACAAGCCUGGAGAGAUGUAAGUUUUUCUGGUUACCCCAAGCGACAGGUCACCAGAAGUGCUCACUCUGACGACCUUGACACCUCAG